Arachis ipaensis is the source of this 2351-nucleotide messenger RNA. RefSeq lists its product as uncharacterized. NCBI's taxonomy places the organism in Eukaryota, Viridiplantae, Streptophyta, Magnoliopsida, Fabales, Fabaceae. Gene Ontology annotation, biological process: positive regulation of growth. The record is from RefSeq and is a predicted model, not a curated record.
AUUAGUGUUUGGUCCCUACCACUCCCCACCCACAUUCUCUCUUUCUGAUGUCAUUGUUGCUGCUUAUAUUGAAUUGAACCCAUCCCUUCCCUCUUCACUCUUCAACAUCACUCUUCACAAUUUGCGCCGCAUGCUCCUGCCUUUAGAAUCACACUCACUCACUUGUUCUCUCUCCUAUUUUGGUCUUUUCACUUGAACAAUUCCGCUCCAAAUGGUUGCAGAGGCCUGGUUUGUGAAGAUGGGUAACCAAGUCAGUUCCAAUCUCAAGCACGCCCUUCUUCUAGAAACUUCUUCGGGAAAGAGGAAGCAGCAGCAACAUAGCAGCACCAUCAAGAACAACGAUAAGGUAACCAUUGACAUUCUUUCUUUUGAAGUAGCCAAUGUCAUGUCCAAAACGGUUCACCUUCACAAAUCCCUUUCGGAUUCUGAGAUCUCGAGGCUCAGGAAUGAGAUCUUGACCUCUGAAGCUGUUCGGAGCCUCGUUUCCUCCGACCAUUCCUAUCUCCUUGACCUUGCUCUCGCCGAGAAGCUCGACGAGUUGAACCGCGUCGCCGGCGUUGUUUCCAGGUUAGGGAAGAAGUGUUCUGUCCCUGCAUUGCAGGGAUUCGAGCAUGUGUAUGGUGACAUUGUGAGUGGGGUCAUAGAUGUCAAUGAAUUAGGGUUCUUGGUUAAGCAUAUGGAAGGUAUGGUGAGGAAGAUGGAUAGGUAUGUUAGUAACACUAAGAAUUUGUAUAGUGAAAUGGAGGUUUUGAAUCAAUUGGAGCAAGCUAUGAACAAGUUUCAGAAUAAUCAGAAUGAGGAGAGUAGGAGGGUCUUUGAGCAGAAACUCGCAUGGCAAAGGCAAGAUGUUAGGCAUCUAAAGGAAAUUUCACUUUGGAAUCAAACAUUUGACAAGGUUGUCGAGUUGUUGGCCAGGACAGUUUGCACCAUCUACGCCAGGAUGUCGGUGGUUUUCGGGGAUUCUGCAUUGAGGAAGAAUAGCAUUGGGCUUGCUGGAGGUUCUCCUCCACCUGAGUGUGGCUUGGUGUCUGGCCAAAUUAGUGUUCCUAUGAAAUCGGAGAAGUUGAAUCGCAAUCACAGUGGCAGAAGUGGAAGUCAUUCGGGUUCGAUUGGGAGAACUGUGGAGAGAAAGGGAAGUAUUGGUGGUAGGCCGCGGAUGGAUAUGAGGAGAGGCGAUUUAGCAUAUCUCCAACCCGAAGAUUUCGUUCUUCCUUGUGGAACAAGUCCGGGGAGACUUUUCAUGGAAUGUCUAAGUUUAAGCAGCUCUGUCUCUAAAUUUGAUGAUGAUGAUGAUUCUGUUAUUGAUCAUGGGGACCGAUGCAGUCACAGUAUUGGUUUAGGGAAUAAUGUCAAGAAAAAGGAGCAGUCGUGCCAUUCCAGUGGGUUCGAUCAUGCUCAAAUCAGUAUUCCUUUCAAUGGAGAUCUAAGAGCAAAAUCCGGUGUUCAGAGUUGCUCAACCUUUGGUCCCAAGAGUAGAUUAGCUGUUUAUGCUUCUCCUUCCACUCUUGGAGGCUGCGCUCUUGCUUUGCACUAUGCUAAUGUCAUAAUUGUCCUCGAGAAACUGCUUAGCUAUCCUCAUUUAGUUGGAGAGGAAGCGAGGGAUGAUCUCUAUCAGAUGCUACCGACGAGCUUAAGGUUAUCGCUGAAGGCAAAGCUGAAGUCUUACGUCAAGAAUUUGGCCAUAUACGAUGCUCCUCUUGCCCACGACUGGAAGGUGACUCUUGACGGUAUACUUAGGGGGCUUGCGCCUCUCGCGCAUAACAUGAUAAGAUGGCAAAGCGAAAGGAAUUUUGAGCAACACCAAAUUGUUAGCAGGACGAAUGUGCUGCUACUUCAGACCUUGUACUUUGCUGAUAAGGAAAAGACAGAGGAAGCGAUCUGCGAGAUUCUUAUUGGGUUGAAUUACAUAUGCCGUUAUGAACAUCAACAGAACGCUUUGUUGGAUUGUGCAAGCAGUUUUGACUUUGAAGAUUGCUUGGAGUGGCAAUUGCAGUGUGGAUCUUCUUUGCUUAAUUGAAUACCUUGUAAAAUUUGAAAAUCCUCAAUAUGGUGAGCAUUUCCUUGACUUAUAAUACCAAAGUGUGUUUGCAUUUUCCGUUUGGAGAACUCCCCCUAUGGUUUGUGGCAAAAGCUACCUUUCAUAGCUUUUGCUCAAAUCAAUAGUUUUAUAGUUGCAAAUGGAAAUCCAAACAUACUAUUCAUAUUACUCUGGUAUAGCAUGGAAUUCUGAACUUUGUACAUUGAGGACUGAUAUUGUUGAAGACUUGAAAAAGUAUAGCUGUAUGUAAUUGCAAUUUGACUUAUAUAGUAUACAUGCAGAAUUAUAUUUAUAAAGGGGAAAAAUUGUUCAC